Messenger RNA from Odontomachus brunneus, 1915 nucleotides. It is a transcript of the gene RfC38, whose product is annotated as replication factor C subunit 3. Gene Ontology annotation, biological process: DNA repair; DNA-templated DNA replication. Gene Ontology annotation, cellular component: DNA replication factor C complex; nucleus. NCBI's taxonomy places the organism in Eukaryota, Metazoa, Arthropoda, Insecta, Hymenoptera, Formicidae. Bases 406 to 1470 code for a protein of 354 amino acids. The record is from RefSeq and is a predicted model, not a curated record. Gene Ontology annotation, molecular function: DNA clamp loader activity; DNA binding. The transcript has 5 exons.
AUGUUUCCAUCAGAGUUUCACUUUAAGAUGUUCUUUUUAAUUUAAAAAAUAUAUUAAUCAAGUUAAAAAAUUUAUAAAAUAUAUAUAAAGUAACAAAACGUAAAUAAUGCAAUCAUACGAAUAGAUCAAUAUUCGUUCCCGCGUUAUUUGAGAGUUUUUGGUUAUGUCGUACUUUAGUAUGUGACAACGAAGCCAAUUGACGAUAGAAACUUUAGUUUUCUUGGGCGUUAUAUUUUAAAAACGUGUCACGAACAUAAAUUUCUUUUAGAUGCUGUUGCUAUUAUAAUCUUAUAUAUAAAUGUGAUAUUUGUAAAAUAUAUUAUAACUUAAAGGUUAAUUAUUGUUUUCGGGUACGAUACACACACAGUUUCAGUGUUUUUAGAAGUUAUCUUUUUAGACGACAAAAUGAGUUUGUGGGUUGAUAAAUACCGUCCUACAACACUUGCUAAAUUAGAUUAUCAUCUGGAACAAGCAGAAGACUUAAAAAACAUGGUUCAAAAACGUGACUUUCCACAUUUACUAGUGCAUGGACCACCAGGUGCAGGAAAGAAAACUCGAAUAUUGUGUAUUUUAAAAGAACUUUAUGGGAACGCAGCUGAAAGAUUAAAAGUAGAAAACAUGCAGUUUGAGACAGCUUCCAAAAAAAAGUUGGAGAUAUUAACAAUAAGUAGUAAUUACCAUACUGAAGUAAAUCCCAGUGAUGCAGGAAUACAUGACAGGAUUGUUGUUAUGGAGUUAAUAAAAGCAACUGCACAAACACAUCAUAUAGAUAUUGGCCAAAAAGAGUUUAAAGUGGUGCUGCUGUCAAAUGUCGAUCAACUUACGAGAGAUGCUCAGCACGCGCUUCGUAGAACAAUGGAGAAGUACAUUAGUACAUGUAGAUUGAUUCUUUGUGCUAACUCAACGUCACGAGUUCUACCCGCGAUUCGAUCACGAUGUGUACGAAUUCGAGUCCCUGCGCCAACAGCUUCCGAAAUCAAAAGUAUCUUACAUUCAAUUUGUAAACGCGAAGGACUUAGCCUACCCGACGAAUUGGCUAAUCGAGUAAUCGAGACUAGCAACCGAAAUCUCAGACGAGCAAUAUUAAUGCUCGAGGCUUGCAAAGUUGAGCAGUAUCCAUUCACUGCCAAUCAAAAGAUAACGGAGCCGGAUUGGCAAGUAUACAUACGAAAUACAGCUACUAUGAUAGUUUCUGAACAAUCUCCCAAAGUACUUCUAGAGGCACGCAAUAGAUUUUAUGAUCUACUAACGCGCGCUAUACCAUGCGAUUUGAUAUUCAGAGGACUGUUGCAAGAAUGCGUAAAGAAAUGCGAUGACCAGUUAAAAAAAGAAAUUAUUGAUAUUGCGUCUGAAUACCAACAUAGAAUGAUACGUGGUUCAAAACCUAUUUUCCAUUUAGAAGCUUUCGCCGCACGAUUUAUGGCAAUCUAUAAGAAAUAUAUUGAUUUAUCUGUAGAAGGUUUUAUAUAAAAUUUCUACAUUUCUCAAUAUUUUUUAUAGUUUUGAUACAAUAUGAUAUUAUACUUUGUAAUGGUUAUAAUAUGAUAGUAUUAUUAUAUAAAAUUUCAGAAUUUCCAAAUCUGUUUCUAAAUAUUUGAAUGUUGCAAAUAUCAAAAAGAAGCAAAAUAUGUUUUAUAUUUUUGAUUCGAUCGCGAUGAAUUCUAAUUUGAGCACACAGCUUUUCCAUAAUAAAAAAUAUCUUAAAUUUAAUUUGUCAAUGCGAAGAACUUAAUUUAUCCAAUUAACAGUUUUGAAUUUUCAUAAUAAUGGUAAUAGAGAGUUAAACUGUUUCUUUCCGUAUAUUAACAUUGCCACUAUUUUAUGUUGAAGCUAUUUAAGAAAUAUUUGUUAUUUAUAAAUGAAGAGAAUAUUAAUUUUAAACUGUAAUAAAUACUUAUUUUGAAUUAGAAUGGAC